CCCUGCACCCACUGGCAAGGAAGCCCCACACGCAGAGAAUACGCGAGACGCGACGCCACCAAGGCCAGUAGCACCAACCCCAAGUCCCCGACUCGCGACCCGACCGGCGACGGACGAGACGAGGCCGAGGGACAAGGGGGGAGCCAGUGAGAGAGCCAGCGGCAUGAGGGGGAGCGAGAUGUUGACCGCGGCGCGUGGCGCCGGCACGGCUCCGUCCACCGCCUCCUCGGGGGCGUCGGCGUCGGCGGCGGCGGACCUGGCGGGAGCAGGGGGCGCGGGCGCCAUCGGCGGGGGCGGCGGCAACUUCCCCCUCGCCGUCGCCCUCCUCGCCUUCGCCUUCGCCAACUUCAUCAACCUCCUCUCCAUCUGGUUAAAAGAGAAGAGAUGGGAUGCAAGGAAAUUUCUUACUUCAGCUGGAGUCAUGUCAUCUCUUUCUGCAACUGUGGGAAGUUUGGCCGUUGCUGUGGGUCAACAAGAAGGCGCAGAUAGCUCUGCAUUUGCCCUUGCAUUGGUUUUUGCUGCCGUUGUAAUGUAUGAUGCAUCAGGAAUCAGAUGGCACACAGGUCGCCAAGCUGCGUUGUUAAAUCAAAUAGUUUGUGAUUUCCCACCAGAGCAUCCAAUUAUUUCAACCUUUAGGCCGCUACGGGAACCUCUUGGACACAGUCCACUUCAGGUUUUUGCAGGAGCAGUUGUUGGUUGUACUGUUGCAUAUUUCGUGGGAAAAUCUGUAUAAGAAAAUAGUUGGCAUUUGCCUUGUACACGAAUUCUAUUGUCUUAAUAUAUUAAACCAUUUCGUUAAAAAAAUCUCCCUUGUACAUUUUGUCUAUGAGAAA
Molecule: messenger RNA, 833 nt
Organism: Setaria italica (foxtail millet)
Lineage: Eukaryota; Viridiplantae; Streptophyta; Magnoliopsida; Poales; Poaceae
Exons: 5
Coding region: 164-733 (189 amino acids)
Source: RefSeq, a predicted model, not a curated record